UCGUGUCGCCGUCACCUUGUUUUGUUGUCACUGAAAAUCUAAUUACGAGAAAUUAUAAAUCACAUUAAAAUAAAAAGAUGUUUUCACUUUCUCGCCACGCACUGAGGCACACACGAAAUUUCGCACUUAGUGUCAGUGCUAACAAGUGCAAGCCAAUUGCAGUUGCAGUUCCUCUAAAUUUACGCUACUUGGCAGCAGAUUCACGUCAUAACAACCACAAAACCGACAGCAGCAGCAACAACAACAAAAACAACAUGGAGAACAAAGUUGAAAAGAUUACGGUGAACAAAGAGGAGCUGCGCAAACGUCUUACACCGAUGCAGUAUCAGGUUACCCAGGAGGCGGGCACCGAGCGGCCCUUUACAGGCUGCUAUAAUAAACACUAUGAAAAGGGCGUGUAUCAGUGCAUUGUCUGUCAUCAGGAUUUAUUCAGCUCGGACACGAAAUAUGAUUCAGGCUGUGGUUGGCCAGCAUUCAAUGAUGUUCUCGAUAAGGGCAAAGUGACAUUACAUCGCGAUGCCAGUAUACCAGGGGGCAAUAUUUUACUACUAAUUAAACAUCCAGAACGCAUACGCACAGAGGUACGAUGCGCCCGCUGCAACGCCCACAUGGGACACGUCUUCGAGGAUGGACCAAAGCCAACACGAAAGCGUUACUGCAUCAAUUCGGCGUCCAUAGAGUUUGUCAGCGUCUCGGAGGAUCCAGCAACGACCGCCACCACAACGGCAUCCCAUGCUACGCCCAUAGCCCAGCAAUAGGUUAUAAUACAGAGGAGAUGGGAAUCUCUCUCCCAUCUGGCGAUGGAACAAUCAACGACAAAUGCUUAAAGAGUCUAACCUCAAGAUUCCCAUUGUUUUUUUUUGUUUGUCUUUCCUUUACCAUGUUAUCCUUCUUUCGAAACUUUCCGCAAUUGUGGCCAAUUUUUAGCUUGUAAAGAAACAAAUUUUUAAAGUAAAGUUUUCGAAAAAACCAUAAAAUUUUGUAAGCCAAAUCCUCUUGUGUGUGUAAAUAGAUUUCUGUACUCUGUAAAUUUGUUAAAAACAACCUCUCCCCCCCACCCCCUACUCACAUCAAAAGAAAUAAAUGUAAUAAUUAUAAUAAUAGAAAAUACUCGGUAAACACAACAUCCAUCAGAUUUACUAAUUUUUAAAUGUGAGCGCUAAAAUAAAUAUGUAUUUUUUACAAACAACA
This is a messenger RNA of Drosophila willistoni, 1191 nucleotides long. RefSeq names its product methionine-R-sulfoxide reductase B1 (gene SelR). Gene Ontology annotation, molecular function: peptide-methionine (R)-S-oxide reductase activity. The coding region runs from base 78 to 758 and encodes 226 amino acids. Gene Ontology annotation, biological process: response to oxidative stress; protein repair. Gene Ontology annotation, cellular component: cytoplasm. Lineage: Eukaryota; Metazoa; Arthropoda; Insecta; Diptera; Drosophilidae. The record is from RefSeq and is a predicted model, not a curated record. The transcript is spliced from 4 exons.